Molecule: messenger RNA, 1149 nt
Organism: Raphanus sativus (radish)
Lineage: Eukaryota; Viridiplantae; Streptophyta; Magnoliopsida; Brassicales; Brassicaceae
Product: succinate dehydrogenase [ubiquinone] iron-sulfur subunit 1, mitochondrial
Exons: 2
Coding region: 55-906 (283 amino acids)
Biological process (GO): aerobic respiration; respiratory electron transport chain; tricarboxylic acid cycle
Cellular component (GO): mitochondrion
Molecular function (GO): 2 iron, 2 sulfur cluster binding; electron transfer activity
Source: RefSeq, a predicted model, not a curated record
GCCAUUUUCAAUCGCUCCGUCUCUUACUAUCAUUUCAUUUCCACGAAAAAAAAAAUGGCGUCCGGUUUAAUCGGAAGAUUAGUCAGAACCAAACCGGCGGGAUUAACCACGGCGGCUAGGUUAAUCCCGUCGCGAUGCACAUCCUCCUCAACGGAAUCAAAACCUUCGUCCGGCGGCGUUGGCGGAGGCGGAGGGAGAGGAUCGAACCUGAAGACGUUCCAGAUCUACCGGUGGAAUCCCGAUAGCCCCGGGAAGCCGGAGCUCCAAGACUACCAGAUCGAUCUCAAGGACUGCGGCCCGAUGGUACUAGACGCUCUGAUCAAGAUCAAAAACGAGAUGGAUCCGUCGCUCACCUUCCGCCGCUCCUGCCGCGAAGGGAUCUGCGGCUCGUGCGCGAUGAACAUUGACGGGUGCAACGGCCUCGCGUGUUUGACGAAGAUCGAAGGAGACGGGGCUAAGGAGACGACGAUCACUCCCUUGCCGCAUAUGUUUGUGAUCAAGGAUCUGGUGGUGGACAUGACGAACUUUUAUAAUCAGUAUAAGAGUAUCGAGCCGUGGUUGAAGAGGAAGAGUCCGGGGGAUGAGGCUGGGAAGGAGAUUCUGCAGAGUAAGAAGGAUAGGGCGAAGCUUGAUGGGAUGUAUGAGUGUAUCUUGUGUGCUUGUUGUAGCACGUCGUGUCCUAGUUACUGGUGGAACCCUGAGUCUUACCUUGGCCCUGCCGCUUUGCUACAUGCAAACAGGUGGAUAAGCGACAGUCGGGAUGAGUACACAAAGGAAAGACUCGAGGCUAUUGACGACGAGUUCAAGCUUUACCGUUGCCAUACAAUCUUGAACUGUGCUCGUGCCUGUCCAAAGGGUUUGAACCCUGGCAAACAGAUCGCACACAUCAAGCAACUUCAGCGUUGAACAGCCAGCCCCUUUUAUGCAUUCUUGCGCUCAUCACCCUUUUUUAAAGUUUGAAGUUAAUAAUCUUCAGAGAACCUCCGGAUUUUUUCUAUUGAUUCUUGUAUUGUUGUUGCCAGAUAUCAGCACUUGAUGAAAGAAAACUCUUUUGCAAGUCCUCCACCCAAGUAGAUGAGCUUUGUGGUUGUAUCUUGCUGAAAUUAUCUCUUUCUUUAAGUAAUAAAACUCCAUAAAACUUAAACCUUA